UAGCGGAGGGAAGCGUUCCGUAGCCAACCAGUGACUUUACCCUCGAAGUUGACACGUAGACUUUGUCGUUGCAUUUUGCAGCGCUUGUCUUGUUGAGCUUAAACUAUGAUUUUAAGUGUAAGGAAAUAUUUUUCGGGUCGGAUAAUAAAGACGUAGCAGGAACACCAGAUUAAGUCUUGGGAACUCAUGUUGUAGGACGCCAGCUGAGGGAUGGCAGAAGAGCAGAGUCCCAGCAGGGCAGAAACGUUUGUUCUGGCUGGAUCCAACGGUCACAAUGGCCAGCAGUGGCACACCAACGUGUCCAACUCAAGGCCGCAGCACUCCACCACGGCUAACCGCGUGUCCAGGAUGGCCCGCGUCGCCUCCGACGUCAGGCACAAGUGUGCGGCCUACGUUCUAGCGCUGAGGCCGUGGAGCUUCAGCGCCUCGCUCACACCCGUGGCCCUCGGGAGUGCUUUGGCGUACAAACUGGAAGGCUCCGUGGACCUCGUGGUCCUGAUGGUGUGCGCCGUGGCUGUCCUCGUCGUCCACGGGGCAGGAAACCUCGUCAAUACCUACUAUGACUUCUCUAAGGGAAUUGACCACAAGAAGAGCGAUGAUAGGACUCUAGUGGAUGAAAUUCUGGCGCCACAGGAUGUUGUCAUGUUUGGUGCUUUGCUGUACUCCUUGGGCUGCUUGUGCGCCACUCUGCUCUACUUCCUGUCGACGCUUAGAUUGGAGCACCUCGCCCUUAUUUACUUUGGCGGGCUUUCCAGCUCCUUUUUAUACACCGGAGGUAUCGGCCUGAAGUACGUGGCCCUGGGAGACAUAGUGAUCCUCAUAACCUUCGGCCCCCUGGCAGUGAUGUUCGCCCACGCCGUGCAGGUCGGCUACCUGUCGGUGCUGCCGCUGGUCUAUGCCGUCCCGCUGGCCCUAAACACAGAAGCCAUUCUCCACAGCAACAACACGAGAGACAUGGACUCCGACAAGCAAGCUGGCAUCGUCACCCUGGCCAUCCUCAUAGGCCCCACGCUGUCUUACGUCCUCUUCAACCUCCUGCUCUUUGUCCCAUACGUUCUCUUUUGCAUCCUCGCCACCCGUUACACCAUCAGCAUGGCUCUGCCUCUGCUCACGCUGCCAAUGGCCUUCUCACUGGAAAAACAGUUCAGGAGUCGAUGCUACGCCAAGAUCCCUCAAAAAACUGCCAAGCUCAACCUCCUCAUGGGACUCUUCUAUGUUUUUGGGAUCAUUCUGGCUCCUCCUGGCAGCUUGCCGUUACUGUGAUGCUUUAGAUACAUCAAAAUAUUUGUUUUAUUACCGACUAGCUUAUGGUACCUCUUUUUAUUUGUAACAAUCUAUAUAAAGGCUUGUGCUGGCUUUAAUUUAUUCUCUUAAUUUAUAAGCUGAAGGUUUUGUUGCAGUUUUAAACCAUCUGCAACUUGUUAAAAAUAAGACAAGUGUCCAUCAUGUUGAAUGGGCCAAAGUUAGUGGAAACCUACUGCUGCCAGAUUUGUAGUCCUUAAAGCCACCGUUCAUAAUCUCAGCAUAUGAAGCUUAUUCUUCAUCUUUAAGCUUUUUGGCUGUUUAUGACUCCUACUUAAUUUGGUCUUUGUGGUUUUUACUUUUUCAAGAGCCAAAUAGUUUGAAAUCAUUGUAAUAAUAAAACUUACC
Cyprinodon variegatus (sheepshead minnow) is the source of this 1650-nucleotide messenger RNA. RefSeq names its product UbiA prenyltransferase domain containing 1 (gene ubiad1). The record is from RefSeq and is a predicted model, not a curated record. Bases 211 to 1263 code for a protein of 350 amino acids. Gene Ontology annotation, biological process: menaquinone biosynthetic process; vitamin K biosynthetic process. NCBI's taxonomy places the organism in Eukaryota, Metazoa, Chordata, Actinopteri, Cyprinodontiformes, Cyprinodontidae. Gene Ontology annotation, molecular function: prenyltransferase activity. The transcript is spliced from 3 exons. Gene Ontology annotation, cellular component: endoplasmic reticulum; Golgi membrane.